CACACCAUACGUACCAUUGCACUGUGAAAGAAUGUUUCACUUUUAUCACAUCUUGGCCGUAUUGGUCUUUACCAUCGGUGGUACAAAGGCCCAAGGAGGAGGAACUACUGCCGCUGGAGAUUCGUACGUAUGCGUCCCGGCAGGUUAUUGUGCCAAUGGUGGUACUCCGACUUCUCCGGGAAUUGAUCCUCGGAUAGUUACUCCCGGAAACGAACCCUGUCCCGCCGGGCAGAUACCUUGUUAUACGCAAGGACCAUCGAGUAGGUGUGGCGAACGGCUUGUUAGCCCAGUAUCAACGGCCGAUGGUCAAGCAACAGAUGGUGCUCACCCUUGGCAAGCUUACAUUCGAAAUUCAACCAAUCCUGUAUAUGCUGGUAGCGGCGUACUUAUCGACAAUUACCACAUCCUCACAGCAGCUCACAAAGUAUAUGGCGACAGGGGCAAUCCAGCAGCGGUGUCAGUUCUAAUGGGUGUAACAAACCCAGCCAAUUUAGCCACCGCUCAAGUCAGAACAGCAGCCCAAAUCACCAAACACUCAAAUUACGACCCUGCCACCCUCAAGAACGACAUAGCAAUUAUCACAGUUAGUGAUCCCUUCAACCUAAGUGGAAAUAUCAACUCGCUCUGUCUUCCAGCGGCCAACGGUGGAGCAGAAAGUGCCGGUGCCUACAUCGGACAAACAUGUGUCGUGGCAGGAUGGGGUGAAACAAGUUUUCAAAUAGCGGAUGAGCCUACCAAUCCCAUGAAACAAGUGAAUAUAAAUCCCAUUGGUAUUGCUGCAUGUAGAGCUGGAUUACUACCAGUUCUGCCCACAGUUGAUACAUACUUAGAUCAAAAUGGCGGUGAAAUUUGUGCCGGAGGUCAACAAGACAAAGAUGCUUGCACGUACGAUGGAGGUGCACCGUUGACGUGCCCUAACACGGGAAAAGGUACCAUGGUUGGAUUGGUUAUUUGGGGUAAAGGGUGCGGACAGGCUAAUGUCUAUGGUGUCUACGUGAGCGUGCCCUAUUACCGAGGAUGGAUCGACACCGCAAUAACACAACUUAACGGCUAGCCAUUCAAAGUCCUCACGUUGAUGUAAACUCUACUUAGGUACUGCAAUUGCCAUUAAAUGUUGUGUUAUUAUAUGUAAAUAUGUAUUAAAGAAUAGAGUGUCUCU
Messenger RNA from Zophobas morio, 1159 nucleotides. Its product is annotated as trypsin-1-like. Lineage: Eukaryota; Metazoa; Arthropoda; Insecta; Coleoptera; Tenebrionidae. Bases 32 to 1054 code for a protein of 340 amino acids. The record is from RefSeq and is a predicted model, not a curated record. Gene Ontology annotation, molecular function: serine-type endopeptidase activity. The transcript is spliced from 6 exons. Gene Ontology annotation, biological process: proteolysis.